Messenger RNA from Rhopilema esculentum, 1514 nucleotides. RefSeq names its product transcription factor Sp5. Gene Ontology annotation, biological process: regulation of transcription by RNA polymerase II. The record is from RefSeq and is a predicted model, not a curated record. NCBI's taxonomy places the organism in Eukaryota, Metazoa, Cnidaria, Scyphozoa, Rhizostomeae, Rhizostomatidae. Gene Ontology annotation, molecular function: DNA-binding transcription factor activity, RNA polymerase II-specific; RNA polymerase II cis-regulatory region sequence-specific DNA binding.
GAGAGAAGUUGAAUUCAUUCGUGUUUCUCGCCUUAUCGAGAGCGUACGUGAAAUUCGGCAUCGCAUUUCUUGUUAUUUUAUGAAAGAUUUUAAACAUCAACAGACGAGCAAUGUCUCCACCAACAGGUCCAGGCUGCAAAAGCUUCAUGCUUUCUUGUGAGCACAAAACGCACUCUCCUCUGGCAAUGUUAGCAGCAACAUGCAAGAAAAUUGGACAACAGUCGUCUAUGUUUGAUGUGGAACAGACAAAAAAAUUGUUCCAGCCCUGGCAAACAGAUGUUUCAAUUCACUCGAGAGUUUUGCAGCGUUGCCAUGAUCACUCGUUGAUCUCGCAUAAAGAGUCUCAACUUCGCCCAGACUUUCCAUGUGUCAGUUCACAUUCAAAGGUCCCAGUCGCCCCUGUCACAGUGCUGUCAAUCUCUCCUGAAAUGAAAAAGAGCAACCAGUAUGCAUUUGAGCCAACCUCGAGAGUUUCAGCACCCCAUUGCCCAGUUAAGCACAACUGUUCCCUUGCAAGCCCGGUAAAGAGCACUGCCUCGCAGCCACGCCAUAUAUCUGUCAAUCAUGAACCUUUAUUGCCAUCAUGGCUAGGCCAUCAAGCUGGUAUCCAAGGACAUUUUCUUGUCAACCCAAACUCGCUUCUUCCUCUACCACAACUUCCUAGCAGCAGCACUCCAUCUUCAAGCAGUCAUCCGCCAAUGAUGAACAUGGGUAGCGUGUCUCACUCUGGUCCAAUGCGGUCAUCCAACUCGCCUUCGGUGGGAGUGACCCGGAGGUGUCGCAGGUGCAAAUGCCCGAACUGUCAAUCGGGCAGAAGCUCGCCUAAUAAGCCGAAACAGCACAUCUGCCACAUCCCAGGAUGCGGAAAGGUGUACGGAAAGACUUCACAUUUGAAAGCACACCUUCGCUGGCACAGUGGAGAGAGGCCUUUUGUUUGCAAUUGGUUAUUCUGCAAUAAGAGUUUCACUAGAUCGGAUGAACUGCAGCGUCAUCUGAGAACGCACACGGGCGAAAAGAGAUUCUCUUGUUCCGAAUGCGGCAAAAGAUUCACUAGAAGCGAUCACUUGUCAAAGCAUAUGAAAACGCAUUCGAACAGCAAGAAGGGAAGCAUAGCAGAAGACACUGACGAGUCAAUGGACUCGAAAAUAAACGAUGAAAAUGUCGAUGUUACUAGUAUUACUGAAACUGAUAAUUUGCUUCAAGUAGAGUAAAGUGCUGACAUGAUCAGCUUGUAUAUUAGUGCUUGUGAUAUUAUUGUACAAAUUUCAAAUUAUCCAACAAGCGAAACAGUAACACACUUGGUGUAAGAUUAACCUGAUGCAAAUGUGAUACACAAUCACAAUUUUUAAUAAAAGUUCAAGCAAGGAUUGACUGUUCUGAAACGUUGUGUUACUGAUUUGUUUGUGUUAAUAACUGUAAAUAUUAGAUAUUGUAGAAUUAUAAUGUAGAUAGAAGUCCAAUGUAGAUAGAAGUUCUUAGUAAAUAUGAGGAAGAAGAUUAUUGAAAACAAACAA